Molecule: messenger RNA, 285 nt
Organism: Podospora pseudocomata
Lineage: Eukaryota; Fungi; Ascomycota; Sordariomycetes; Sordariales; Podosporaceae
Exons: 1
Coding region: 1-285 (94 amino acids)
Source: RefSeq, a predicted model, not a curated record
AUGUUCCACCUAGCAGCAUGCUACCUCAAGCCAAACGAGGAAGGAAUCAUGAGGUUGCACACCGCCUCCAAGCUGGCCGAGGAAAAGGGAGGGAAGGGGUUUGCUGCUGCGAGUGGUAGUAAUGUGGAAAAGGUUAACAGAGAGGAAGGGGUGGACCGGAAGCAGGAAGGAGAGCAAGGGGGUCGGGAGGAUCACAGAGAUGAAGUGAAUAAAAAGGAUGAGAAGGAUGAGGGUAUUGCCGAGAGAAAAGAUGGAGAAGGCGACACUGUUGAGAUUUUGGCUUGA